CUAUGAAAGAGCCAGAGUGCGUGCGUGCGUGCGUUUUGGUUGGCAAUGGCGUCGUCGAGAAGUGGAGGGCCAUCGAUGAGGGCAUUGGAGUUGGAGAAGAUGAGCGUGGAGCAGCUAAAAGCAGUGAAGGAGCAGGCGGAUCUGGAAGUGAAUCUGCUCCAGGACAGCCUCAACAACGUCCGCACCGCCACCUCUCGCCUCGAGCUCGCCUCCUCCGCUCUCCAGGACCUCUCUCUCCGUCCCCAAGGAAAGAAAAUGUUGGUGCCUCUUACAGCAUCUCUAUAUGUACCUGGCAGACUAGAUGACGCAGAUAAAGUCUUGGUAGAUGUUGGCACUGGAUACUUCAUUGAGAAAACAAUGGCAGAAGGCAAAGAUUACUGUGAGCGUAAAAUCAACUUGCUGAGAUCUAACUUUGACCAACUUGUUGAGGUUGCUUCUAAAAAGAAAAGCGUAGCAGAUGAAGCUGGGGUAAUCUUACAGGCAAAAUUGAAGCAAUUGGCUCCUUCAACAUAGGGAGUCCAUCAUAUCUCUAUUGCUAUCUUAAAUUCUUGAAUUCAAAUGCCUUCUUUUGAAAGACUUAUUUGUGAAAAUGCUAAAAAACUGAGAUUAGAUUUUGACUUAUAUAACAUUUUUGAUUUUUCCUUUUC
Alnus glutinosa is the source of this 647-nucleotide messenger RNA. RefSeq names its product prefoldin subunit 5. The record is from RefSeq and is a predicted model, not a curated record. The transcript has 4 exons. Gene Ontology annotation, biological process: protein folding; regulation of DNA-templated transcription. Lineage: Eukaryota; Viridiplantae; Streptophyta; Magnoliopsida; Fagales; Betulaceae. Gene Ontology annotation, cellular component: cytoplasm; prefoldin complex. Bases 46 to 513 code for a protein of 155 amino acids.